This is a messenger RNA of Eremothecium gossypii ATCC 10895, 1719 nucleotides long. It is a transcript of the gene CPS1, whose product is annotated as Gly-Xaa carboxypeptidase. The coding region runs from base 1 to 1719 and encodes 572 amino acids. The transcript has a single exon. NCBI's taxonomy places the organism in Eukaryota, Fungi, Ascomycota, Saccharomycetes, Saccharomycetales, Saccharomycetaceae. Gene Ontology annotation, molecular function: metallocarboxypeptidase activity. The record is from RefSeq and is marked provisional. Gene Ontology annotation, cellular component: fungal-type vacuole lumen.
AUGGCCAUCAUCCUGGGAAAAGAGGGGCUACGGUCGGAGGGCGGAGGACGUCGGCGCCUUGCACGGCGUGAUUUCUUGCAGGUCGCCUGCGGUCUCGCAAUUUUGUUGCUUGGAGGUUGGCACUGGUUCGCACAGGACACGAAGGUAGCAAGCGUGUCGACUGCGCCGCUUUGCGGCCGAAUCAAUCCCAUCGCGCCUGCAUUCAAUAAAUCUCUAGAUAGGAUAUUCCACGAUCCUGUUUUCAAGCGCGACUCCAUCAAGCGGUUGUCGGGCGCCAUCCAGAUCCGCACCGAGAUUGGGGACGUUCACCCUGCGCCGGCAGACGACCCAGAGUACUACGCAGAGUUCUAUAAGUUUCAUGCGUAUCUGGAAACCACAUUCCCCCUCGUCUACGAGCAUCUCCAGGUGGAGGUUGUGAACAAGGUCGGACUGGUAUACACCUGGGGCGGCUCAGAUGCUGCCCUUAAGCCUCUGCUGUUGGCAGCACAUCAAGACGUAGUCCCUGUCAACCGCGACACCUGGGAGCAGUGGAAUCACCCCCCCUUCGACGGAUUUUACGAUGAAGACACGGACACUCUAUGGGGGCGUGGGACUAUAGAUUGCAAAAACCUGCUCAUCGGAACGCUUGAGGCGGUAGACCUGCUAUUGAGGGAUGGCUUCAAACCCACCCGUACCGUGCUGCUUGCCUUUGGCUUCGACGAAGAAUCAACUGGCAAGUAUGGCGCCGGCGAAAUAGCCCAACACUUGGAAGAGCGCUAUGGCAAGAACGGCAUUUAUGCAAUAGUUGAUGAGGGCAACGGGAUUCUUCCGGCAUCCGACAGCCUUUACUUCGCUGCACCGGUCACAGGCGAAAAAGGAUAUGCAGACUUUGUUAUCACGGUUCAUGGGCGCGGUGGCCAUUCCUCAGUCCCCCCCGAGCACACUAAUAUUGGUAUUGCUGCCAAACUGAUCAGUCUGCUCGAGGACAACCCGUCGGAAUUAACGUUUUCCGCCAGUAAUCCCGUCUACGGCGUGCUAACCUGCUAUGCGGAACACGACAACUCUCUCCCAGAAAUUGUGAGGCGGGCCAUACUCAAUGCGCCACAUGACUCGGGCGCCGCUGCGAAGCUGCUAGAAUUUUUGGCUACCCAGCAUCUUUACCGCGACCUAAUGCGUACCUCACAGGCAGUUGACAUCAUACGUGGGGGCGUUAAGGCAAACGCUUUGCCGGAGGAGGUAAGCUUUCUAAUUAACCACCGUAUCGACGUUACAUCCAAUGUAGAAACUGUGCUUGCCAGGAAUGUGAGGCAAAUACAGGCUGUGGCUGAGAAGUAUGGAUAUGGUGUUGUCAUAGGUGACGAGGAGCUUGCCCCGAAGACCGAGCUGGGCUAUAUUGCUCUAGAAGUGAGUAAUGCCUUCCCGCCUGCUCCUGUUUCACCAACGCACGGCUCAGAAGUGUGGGAUCUGUUUGCUGGAACCAUUCAGGAUGUCUACGAAAACCGCGUGUUCGCCGACCGCGACGUAGAGUUCUAUGUCGGUCAGUCCCUGUUCAGUGGUAACACUGACACCAGACAUUACUGGAACCUAACGGAAAAUAUCUAUCGCUUCAUGGCAAUUCAGCUGACAGGGGAGGUGCUGUCUGUGAUACACUCCGUGAACGAACACCUAAACUUUACGGAUCAUCUUUCAACCGUGGGCUUCCUCUACGAGUAUAUCGUAAAUACUAAUGAACACACUUAA